Vanessa atalanta (red admiral) is the source of this 627-nucleotide messenger RNA. It is a transcript of the gene mRpL41, whose product is annotated as 39S ribosomal protein L41, mitochondrial. Gene Ontology annotation, cellular component: mitochondrial large ribosomal subunit. Gene Ontology annotation, biological process: translation. The transcript has a single exon. Lineage: Eukaryota; Metazoa; Arthropoda; Insecta; Lepidoptera; Nymphalidae. The record is from RefSeq and is a predicted model, not a curated record. Gene Ontology annotation, molecular function: structural constituent of ribosome. The coding region runs from base 80 to 568 and encodes 162 amino acids.
UGAAAAAAUGUGACAGCUUAUGUCAAAUAAAUAACCUAAACUUAAAUCUUUGUUUUUGUUCACGAUUGAAUUAUUUAUUAUGUCGAAAACUACUUCAUUAUUUAAUCUAAUAAUCAAACGAAAUAUUUCUGUUACUACUCCCCGUGAAGGUAAAAGAAAUUUCCGAAAAUUCGUUAUACCUAAUAAAAGGGGGUCCCGAUUACACAAACAGAACCAGGCAGGUCCAAAACCCGAGUUAGAAAUCGACAAACGUGGGGUUCGUGAUAUAGGCUAUGUUUUGAACGGCCGCUUUGUUAAAGUACCCGAAAUGAUUCCUGAACUUAUUGUUCCCGACUUAACGGGUUGUGAUCUAAAACCCUAUGUUUCAUACAAAGCUGAGGAUGUUAUUCAAAGCGAAUUUACCGCUCAACAGUUAUUCGAUGCAGUUUAUAGUAGAAAGAUUGUAACUGAUUUUAAAGAAAAUAAACUAACAGAAGAUGGAGAACCCUUAGAGCCGUCAGAUGAAGAGAAAUUGCAGCCAGAAGAAGCAGUUCACAGAGCUAAGAGGACUGGCUCUGAUAUAUUUUAGUUGUAAUUUAUAAGAUAUAGUCUUAGUAUGUAGUUAAAUUGUAUGAUAUAAUAAUAAAC